Anneissia japonica is the source of this 2196-nucleotide messenger RNA. RefSeq names its product spermine synthase-like. NCBI's taxonomy places the organism in Eukaryota, Metazoa, Echinodermata, Crinoidea, Comatulida, Comatulidae. Gene Ontology annotation, molecular function: spermine synthase activity. The coding region runs from base 130 to 1227 and encodes 365 amino acids. The transcript is spliced from 10 exons. The record is from RefSeq and is a predicted model, not a curated record. Gene Ontology annotation, biological process: spermine biosynthetic process.
UAUACAAUAAAGGGAAAUCCCCACGCGGUCUACUACAGUAAAGUUUGAAUACCAACACAACAGCUGUAAGUCUAUAGCUCUAGGUAACUUAUUUUGAUUAAAAUCAUCAUCGAUCAAAAAUAUACCAUCAUGACUGCCAAGUCGUUGCUUCUGCACUAUCAUCCGCCACCAGAAUUGUCCAAUCCAGUGAACAUGAAAACAUUUCAACAAAGUUUAUCUGGUGUGUUCCAAGAGGCUGGAUUUGACAGCCAACCUCACUAUCAAGAAGGCAGCUUUGGGUUAUUGGCAACCUUCACCAGUGACAAAAACGGAUCUGCAUCUGUCACCUGCUUUACUGAUGGUGCUGUGGUUGUCAAUUUAUGUCUCUGGAUUAAAGAUAAACAGAAUGAGGAUGAUCAAAUGAACAAUAUUACAAAUUUAGAUCAGCAACUGAAGGAGUUACUUGCUUGCAAGAAAUCUAAAAGGCUUCCAUUCAUUUCACAUCAAGUUGAUAUGGACUGUUAUUUGCCAACCAGUGACAGGAGGAUUGUGGAAUAUGAUUUUGAUAAAGUGACAUUUGAGGCUGAUUCAGAUUAUCAAAAUAUCAAGAUAAUGCACUCACCUCAGUACGGCAAUGUGCUGAUUCUUGAUGAUGAUGUUAAUCUUGCGGAGAGCGAUCUUUCAUACACGAAAGCAAUUACUGGAAAUGGACGUGAAGAUUAUACUAACAAGGAGAUCCUGAUACUUGGUGGUGGAGAUGGUGGUAUUUUACAUGAGCUGUUGCAAGGAAGUCCAAAGUUUGUCACCAUGGUGGAAAUUGACCAAAUUGUGAUCGAUGAAGCCAUCAAACAUCUCCGUGGUAUUUGUCACAAUUCCAUGGACAGUCUCAAGGGUCCUCAACAUGAAGUUAUUGUUGCUGACUGUGUGCCUGUAAUGAGAAAAUUUAUUGAGGAAGGGAAACAAUUUGACUAUGUAAUCAAUGAUUUGACUGCCAUUCCAAUAACAACUGAAUCAAGAGGAGAUGCAUGGGAUUUUAUGCGACUUAUUUUAGAUCUGUCAAUGAAAGUAAUGAAACAAGAUGGAAAAUACUUCACACAGGGUAAUGGUGCAAACAUGACAUCAGCUCUUGAAAUGUAUGAAACCCAACUAAAGAAACUGGAAUGCAGCAUAGAAUUUAAAAAGGAGAAGAUAUGUGUUCCUUCCUACCUUGAAUAUUGGAUAUUUUAUGAAAUAUGGAAGACUUGCUAAUCAACGACAGGACGAUGCUGUCCACAUGCUAUGAAUGGAUUAAAAAUUUAAAUAAACUAGAUAGCCAUAUUUGAAUAUUUAUUUUUCAGCCUUUAUUUAAAAUUUUUUUCUUUGUCGCAUUUGCCAGGUGAAACAUUCCAAAAUUUAGAGAAAAUGCCAUGUGAAUUGAAUACUUUAAAUAUUUUCAGUAAGCUUUUGUCAUUCUACUGAAAAUUAAAAUGAGAAAAAAGUAUCUCCACCAAUUACCAAACACUUAACAGGAUCUUUAUAACCUUUGCACAUAUCUUUAAAUUAGUGCCAGUCAAUUAAAAAUUUUGUAGUAAAACAUCCGUAAAUCUGACUUAUUGAAUAUUGAUGAUUCCUUUAAAUAAGCAAUCAUUUUUAUUAUCAUUAUCGAUGUUUAUUAAUCAACAAGCGUAUUGGCAACAAAUCUUUUCCGUGUGAAGUGCCACUCAUCUGGAAUAACCUUCCAGUGCACAACAUUCAAUCUUCACCAUCUGUGGCUGUCUUUAGGUCUAACGUCUUUGAUUAAUAGGCUUCAUUAUUUUAUUUAUUUUUGUAUUAUUUUGUUAUGAUUCUGAACCUUCCCACUGCUUCUUUUAAUUUGUUUACUUGUUCUGUGCUUGGGUUGGGCAUUGAUCAUGACUGGCUGUGGGUUGUGGGGUGCAGUACUUCGUAUCUGUAAAGAAAGGCGCUUUAUAAUUAACCAGAUUGGAUUGGAUUGUGCGCUAUUAUAUUCAUCUAAAAAGAAAACCAGCAUACAUGCAACUGGCUCUGUCAAAGCCCACUGUUUGUUGCAAUUUAUAAUUUUCGCUCAUGCACCUACAAAAAACGGCUGGUUUUGCCAGAGCCAGUCACAUAUUUGCUAAACUUGAUUCAAGUCCCUAAAUGAAAACUAAUAAAAACAAAUUGAUUUUGGCACCAAUGGCGGUAAGUAUUCACAAAUAGACUUAUGCAUGAAUAAAUGAA